AUGGGCGUUCCUGAACAACAGCCGAGGAGGAGUGCAAGUAUCAAUUGGGAUGCUCCUCCUCCCUACGAAGAAUUGUACGCGUUCGGUAAUGAAGAGUCUGGUGUCUCUACUUCAGUCCAAGACAAUGGACGAAUUAGUAUGGCAUUUUUGGGUAAUACCUCACCACUGCCUCCAAUCUAUUCACCCGAGAAUAUACCGCAAGUAAAAUCAGAGCCCGUGAAAUCGUAUCCAAGACUUAAUGUAGUCAUUCAGGUAGUUGGAAGUCGAGGUGAUGUUCAACCCUUCAUAGCCUUGGGCAAUGAACUUCAACUCGCAGGGCAUAGGGUGCGUAUUGCUACUCACGAUGUAUUUGAAAGAUUCGUACGAGAUGCCGGAAUAGAAUUCUAUGCAAUUGGUGGCGAUCCAACGGAAUUAAUGGCAUACAUGGUCAGAAACCCCGGAAUCUUUCCAAAAAUAAGUACCCUGGCCAGUGGAGAAAUAUCCAAGAAAAGAAAAAUGAUAUCCGCCGUUCUCGAAGGAUGUUGGCGAUCCUGUGUCGAACCUGAUUCUAAGACUGGAGAACCAUUUAUCGCAGAAGCAAUUAUUGCCAAUCCACCGAGUUUUGCUCACAUACAUUGUGCUCAGGCAUUGGGUAUUCCAGUUCAUCUUAUGUUUACUAUGCCGUGGUCGGCUACAAGAUCAUUCCCUCAUCCACUUGCAAAUAUCCAAUCUACCGAAACAGAUCCUAAAACAGCGAAUUUUCUUUCUUAUGGAUUGGUUGACACGAUGACUUGGCAAGGACUUGGAGACGUAAUUAACCACUGGAGAAAGAAGUCCCUUGAUCUUGAACCGGUCCCUGUGAUGGCUGGUCCUCAUUUAGUAGCUUCUCUCGAUAUCCCAUUUACAUACUGUUGGUCGCCAGCACUUGUACCGAAACCACAAGAUUGGCUACCACAUAUAGAUGUUUGUGGAUUUUUCUUUCGUCCGCCCCCAUCAUAUGAUCCCGACGCGAGGAUUUUAGGAUUUCUGGAAGCAGGCCCAAAACCCAUUUAUAUAGGAUUUGGAAGCAUCGUAAUGGAAGACCCUAAAGCCAUGACCGCGACGAUUAUGGCUGCAGUGCAAAAUUGUGGUAUCAGAGCAAUUGUAUCGAAGGGUUGGAGCAAACUUGGACAGGAGGUUGAGAAUGAGAAUAUUCUGUUUAUUGAUGAUUGUCCUCAUGAAUGGCUAUUUAAGCACGUUUCGGCUGUCAUCCACCAUGGUGGAGCAGGAACAACAGCAUGUGGAUUACUCAAUGGUCGUCCUACAGCGAUCGUACCAUUUUUCGGCGACCAGCCAUUCUGGGGAAACAUGGUCGCAGCAGCCGGUGCUGGUCCCGCACCUAUAGAGCAAAAAUCUCUUAACGUCACCACUCUCUCCGAUGCCAUCAAAUUCCUCCUCUCCCCCGAUGUAGUAACGGCAGCACAAACCCUUGCUUCAAGAAUCCAACACGAAAAUGGCGUGAAAGAAGCCGUCAAUUCAUUCCAUCGUAAUCUCCCCAUCAAAGCCCUUAGCUGUGCGCUCUUAACUCAACAACCCGCAACAUGGUAUUGGAAAAAGGGUAAAAAACAUCUCAACUUAUCUCACCAAGCUGCUGCCAUUCUCGUCGAGAAGAAAAAAAUAAACGCCAGUGAUCUUUCCUUAUACAAACCCCACCCCAUAACCAUCACCAACCGUCGCUGGGACCCCUGGACUGCCACCACCUCCGCCGCCUUCGACAGCGCCCUUGACAUCACCCGCGCCAUAACCAACAUCGGACUCGACUACCGCACCGAAUAUAUUCGCGCUCUAGCACGACCACUCCGUAAGAAGCAAAGCGAAACUGGCAAAGGCAUCGAAACCGACACCGACACCGCCUCAUCGCGCAGCGCUCUACAAGCGAGCUCCAUCGCGGUCGGAAAAGGGUUCGGAAAAGUCGGCAUCGCGAUGAGUAAGACAGCCAUCGAUUUACCACUCGCGGUUGCGGAUGGCUUUCAUGCAUUACCAGCGCUAUAUGGGGAGAAACCGAGGGAGUAUGGACAGGUGAGGGACUGGAAGAGUGGAGGUAUCAAGGGAGCUAAGAAUUUCGGCUAUGGAAUCGCAGACGGCUUCACAGGAAUCUUUACACAACCCAUCCAAGGCGCCAUGCAAGAAGGCGGAAAGGGAUUUCUGAAGGGUCUUGGAAAAGGCACGGUGGGGUUUCUCACCAAACCUGCUAGUGGCGUCUUCGGACUCGUCUCCUACCCCGCCCUCGGCCUCUACAAAACCCUCAACACAUCCACGCACCAAGGAACACAGGGCAGAAUUCUCUUGGCACAGCGGGAAUACGGCAUGCAUCUUGCGAUGACGCGGCAGAUUUCCGAGGAGAUGAGUGAGAAGAUUGUAGAGGAUUUCGAGUGGGUGGUUGAGGGGGCUUAG
Molecule: messenger RNA, 2412 nt
Organism: Botrytis fragariae
Lineage: Eukaryota; Fungi; Ascomycota; Leotiomycetes; Helotiales; Sclerotiniaceae
Product: putative sterol glucosyltransferase protein
Exons: 11
Coding region: 1-2412 (803 amino acids)
Biological process (GO): carbohydrate metabolic process
Molecular function (GO): UDP-glycosyltransferase activity; hexosyltransferase activity
Source: RefSeq, a predicted model, not a curated record